CCUCAUAGCGGCGCUCUGAUUGGUCCACGUGCCGUGGCGCUAAAACCGUAAAGAGAAACAAGUAUAAAUGCGACAGGAAACGUCUUUGCUCAAUAAUAAAGUAAAUAUAUUUGUUAGAUCGCUUCUGUUUGUCUAAUUCGGGUUCAAAUGGAUACACAGUCGUAUGUUUCCGUACCACCUGGAGUUGGAAUGGGGGAGAAUUUUCUUUCUCUCGACGAUAUUUUGCUCUGUCAUGAGAGACUUCCCAUCCGAACAGAGUGUAUUUUCCCCCGGCUUGGAUUCCUCGAGAAGUCGAGUGACAUGCAGGACAUACCGGAGGGUUCAAAGAUGGAGCUACCUCUGUGGCUGUGCAAGGGUCUGUAUGAGAGGAAGAAAAGGGUGCUGUCUGUGGAGCUUCCUAAGGUGUACAGAGAGGGCUGGAGGACCGUGUUCAAUGCUGACCCCAAGGUGGUGGACCUGCAUAAGAUGGGGCCCUACUACUACGGCCUGGGAUCACAGAUGCUACACUUUGAAAGCCCAGAGAAUCCAGAUAUUGCACAGACACUGCUGCAGACAUUCAUCGGCCGGUUCAGGCGGACCAUGGACUCUUCUCAGAAUGCUUACAAUGAAGACACAUCUGUGCUGGUGGAGCGCCUGGAUUGUCUGGAGAAGGCUUUGUUCAGGUCUGGGCAAACCGGACUCCACAGUUUCCAGAACUGGGAGAAGGGACAGGCCUCACAACUCACCGCCUCCAAUUUGGUUCUAAACUACCGCAAGAGGAAGAUCACCGAUGUGCUGCCCUGACCAGGAGCCUGCAGUGAAAGAUGGUUGGGCUUCACUCUGUAUUGCAGAGCAGUUCAGCAGCAGACUCUCACUUACCUGAGUUUAUUCACCCAUGGACUAAUCCACCACCAGAGCCUUGCUCUCUGUGGUGGGACAGCAACUUUCUACAGAGUAUGAUCCUAAUGUGUAUUCUGCUUAUUUUGGCACAUUGUUUUACACUGAUAGUGUUGAAACUUUUCAUAAAUGGAUAAGUUAAUUUGUGAUUAACAUACAGUUGAUCUCUGAAUAUUCUAGUUGUUCUGUUUUGCCAGCUGACUAGGGUUGGAUCAACUGGCCUGAAUUUCAGACCACAUUAACAUCAGUAAUUAAAUGCAAAAUAGUGACAGGAACAAAUUUGAGGAUUUCACAAUCAAUAAAAGGCAGCUGCAUAUGAUGCAAGCAGAGCAUAUGAGCUGAGUGCCAAAGAACUAAAGAGCAAUGACUACUUUUUUCCCCAAAUAGAAAUGGUUUAUUUCAAAGGCCUGUUUUACAGCAAAUAUGACAAAAAAAUAAAAUGAAAACACAUGCUCGACUAGAGGAGUCUAAGUCAACUGACAGGUCUCUCGCCUAAUGAUUUUACUAGUCAACUUUCACGGGUCAGCGCUAGUAACUGUAGAAUACUGAGACUGGUGGGUGAAAUGAACAAGCCAUAUUGCUUUGGUAUACUGUGUCAUUUUAUAGGAACGCUGCCAUAAAGCAGCCUCCCUUAGUAGUUUCUAAAUGCCUAUUAAUGAAAAAUCUUAUUUUACAAAUGCUUUCAAGGGAUCUUGUUGCAGUCUGUUUCAGUAUCUUAUCUGCUGUCAUUAUGUGUACUGCCUUGGAUACAUCAGUAACUGUGUUGCAUAGUGUUUGGUAAAGUGGACUUUGAAAUGUUAACUAGAAAGCAGCUACAGUAUUUGUUAUGAAUAUAAAGUGUAACCACAUCAUGCAAAUGGAGGUCACUUCUACAUGCCAACUUUGGAGCACACAGCAGAAUAUACAAUGACCACCUGACAUGCACCAAAUGUUGGUAAAA
Monopterus albus (swamp eel) is the source of this 1816-nucleotide messenger RNA. It is a transcript of the gene gins3, whose product is annotated as GINS complex subunit 3. Gene Ontology annotation, cellular component: GINS complex. Gene Ontology annotation, biological process: mitotic DNA replication initiation. Lineage: Eukaryota; Metazoa; Chordata; Actinopteri; Synbranchiformes; Synbranchidae. The transcript has 3 exons. Bases 148 to 783 code for a protein of 211 amino acids. The record is from RefSeq and is a predicted model, not a curated record.